GUUCGAUACAAUUUCAUGUGAUUCAGUAAAAACAAUAGAAAUUUCCUCAUUAAGAAAUCAUCUAUUUUCUUAGCUAUUAGAUGAAGGAUUCAUAAAGUUUCAUAAAAUCAAUAUAAAUAAUAAUAAAGAAAAUAAAAAGGAAUUAAAAAAAAAAAUGCUUGUAGAUGUAAAAAAGGGCGGAGUUACUACAAUCCCUGGAUUGAAUCAGAUACAAUUUGAAGGAUUUUCUAGGUUUAUUGAUCAAGGUUUAAUGGAAGAACUUUCUAAGUUUCAAAAAAUUGAAGAUCUAGAUCACGAAAUCCAGUUUCAUUUAUUUGUGGAAACAUCUCAAUUGGUAGAACCGUUGAUCAAGGAAAGAGAUGCUGUGUAUGACUCACUAACAUAUUCUUCUGAAUUCUAUGUAUUGGCAGGAUUAAUUUGGAGAGCAAGUAAGGAUCGAUCUACACGUAUGCAAGAACAAAUCAUUUUUCUUGGCAGCAUUCCUCUAAUGAAUUCCCUGGGAAGUUUUAUAGUAAAUGGAAUCUAUAGAAUUGUGAUCAAUCAAAUACUACAAAGCCC
Molecule: messenger RNA, 558 nt
Organism: Cuscuta epithymum
Lineage: Eukaryota; Viridiplantae; Streptophyta; Magnoliopsida; Solanales; Convolvulaceae
Source: the annotation of a GenBank genome assembly